UCAAAACAACAUCAAAAUGUCCUCGGUCAGCACCAGCAAAAUCUACGUCCUCAAAAACAGCUUCACAGCCGCCGCCAAAAUCCUCUCCCUCACCUCCGGCAACGACCCCUCCUCCUCCCUCUCCAUGAUCGACGCCCGAAACGUCUCCCCAAACAGCCUCUGGUUCCUCACGCCCACCCACACAUCACACUUCUACCGCCUCCACACCAUCGCCAACGGCGUCCAGCAGUCCCUCGACGUCAUCAACGACAAUGGCGUGCAGAGCAUCAACCUCCAUUUGACCAGCACGGGGGAGUACUCGGGUCAGUAUUGGAGGUUUGAUGACUGGCAUACGAACCCUACGUAUCCGUAUCGCCUGAGCAAUAACUUUACGGGGCCGAAUGCGCAUCUGGAUGUUUAUUCGGAUAAUCUUGUGGCUCAUCUGGAUGGGGGUGAUUAUUCUGGGCAGCAUUGGGCUCUUGUGCCUGCGGAUACUGUUGUUGUGACCACGUCCUAG
This is a messenger RNA of Trichoderma citrinoviride, 496 nucleotides long. RefSeq names its product carbohydrate-binding module family 13 protein. The coding region runs from base 17 to 496 and encodes 159 amino acids. The record is from RefSeq and is a predicted model, not a curated record. The transcript has a single exon. NCBI's taxonomy places the organism in Eukaryota, Fungi, Ascomycota, Sordariomycetes, Hypocreales, Hypocreaceae.